Caenorhabditis elegans is the source of this 342-nucleotide messenger RNA. The record is from the annotation of a RefSeq genome assembly. Lineage: Eukaryota; Metazoa; Nematoda; Chromadorea; Rhabditida; Rhabditidae.
UCAUGUGAGAAUGGUGGAGUUUGCAUUUAUUCAAAUCCAAAACCAAUUUGUGAAUGUUCGAAAGUCUUUCGCGGUGAAAAAUGUGAAAAGAAGCAGAUAUCUGUGUCUCUUUCCUCACAUUAUAAAGGACACUUUUUGGAUUUUUCGAAUGACAUUUUGACAGUUGAUAUUCUAGAAUUUAGUUGAGAAUAAAUUGGUAGAGGUUAGCAAAUCGGAAGCUUGGAAAACAAUUAAGAACCUAUUUGGAAAUGUUUCUGAUACUCCGUUUGCAAAUCAUCCAAAUAAUAUGGAAACAUUCCCAAUGACUGGUUAUGUUAAUCUUCAUAAUGUUGAUAUCAUUUA